AUGGACUUGGUUUCUCCCGCUGAGCACCUUUGCUACAUUCGUUGCACCUACUGCAACACUCUUCUUGCGGUUGGAGUUCCUCGCCGGUGGUUAAUGGACAGCGUGACCGUGCAUUGUGGUCACUGCAACCAUCUAUCCUUUCUCAAUCCCAGAGAUGUGAUCCAGUGCCUUUGUCCCGCCGUCCCCCAGAUGGGUUUUCAGGUUCAUUUUCCGGGUCCUUGCACUGGUUUAAUGAUGGAGCCACCAUCUCUGCGAUCAUCAUCUUCAGUACCAAAGAAACACAGAGCUCCAUCAGCUUACAACCACUUCAUGAGAGAGGAAAUACAAAGAAUCAAGGCAGCCAAACCUGACAUUCCACACCGAGAGGCAUUUAGCAUGGCUGCAAAGAAUUGGGCUAAAUGUGAUCCUCGCAACUCAGCUAAUGUUUCACUUUAACAAUGGAGAAGUAAGGAUCGACCGUCUUUCCUCAGGAAAGAAGCAAUGGUCUUGCAGUGCAGGUGUGAUUUCGUCGCUGAUGCAUCGAUCUCUUUCGUAGUGAUGUGCUUUAAAUUUUGUGGAAUCCAUCUUAAACCUUCAGUAAGGAAGAUCUCAAUGAUGUGGUAUGUCUUCUGUUUAGCUUCAUGCGUCUUAUAUCUAUGCAAUUAGUAGUGAAUCAAAGAGAGAGAUGCUUAUGUAUGUACUACAUAAAUUCAAGGG
Messenger RNA from Musa acuminata AAA Group (dessert banana), 696 nucleotides. RefSeq names its product protein DROOPING LEAF-like. NCBI's taxonomy places the organism in Eukaryota, Viridiplantae, Streptophyta, Magnoliopsida, Zingiberales, Musaceae. Gene Ontology annotation, cellular component: nucleus. The record is from RefSeq and is a predicted model, not a curated record. The coding region runs from base 1 to 435 and encodes 144 amino acids. The transcript is spliced from 7 exons. Gene Ontology annotation, biological process: style development; leaf development; floral meristem determinacy.